This is a messenger RNA of Panicum virgatum (switchgrass), 1960 nucleotides long. Its product is annotated as protein WVD2-like 4. The record is from RefSeq and is a predicted model, not a curated record. Lineage: Eukaryota; Viridiplantae; Streptophyta; Magnoliopsida; Poales; Poaceae. The transcript is spliced from 9 exons. The coding region runs from base 259 to 1659 and encodes 466 amino acids. Gene Ontology annotation, molecular function: microtubule binding.
CCAACUCCUCCUCUCCCCUUCCUCCGCGCUGCCAGCCAGCCAGCCCACAGCCCGGCGCCAUCAGUGGGUGGGGUGGGUGGUUGCCUGCCUCCGCCUGCUCCACUCCACCGCGCCCGCGGAGACGGCGCCCGCGCUGCUGACCACCGCCCCGCUCGACUUCCCGGCCGCCGCCCGCGCCGCGGUUGGCUGGCUGGUUGGUACUAGGUGGGUGGGUGGCUGCCUGCGGCACGCGAGCGGGCGAUCCGGGGCGAGGAUCUCAUGGAGGAGGACGGCUCCUCUGCCGCCGCCGCGGUGGAGAAUGGCGCGGCGGUGGAGGCGGAGGGAUGCGUCGCCGUGAAGGUGGGCGCGGAGGGGGAGCCCGUCGGCGAUCGGGGGGAUCUCGCGGCCGUGGAAGAGGCGGCGCCGCCGGCGGAGGGCGGAUCUGAGGCCGCCAGCCCGGCCGUAGCGGCGGCCGAGGAGGAGGCGGCGGCGGCAACGGCAAAGGCGCCGGGCAAGAAGGCUGGAUCCGGGGACGCCGCCGGGGCGCGGAAGGGGAAGCUGCCCAACGGCAGGGCGCCCGCCGCCGUCGCGGCCAAGGGGAAGCGGCCCGGCGUCCUCUCGCAGAGCGCCUCGUUCCCGGCGCGGGGGCCGGCCGGCGGCGCCAAGAAGGCUGCUGCCGUGGCGGCUGCGGCUGCCGCGCCCAAGCAGGCUGCAGCCAAGGCGGCGGUGGCCAACGGAUCAGGAUCAGCGGCGGCGUCAGGACGGGCGGCGGUGGCGGUGGACAAGAAGCCGAAGGCGAAUCCGGCUGUUGCUCGCCGGUCGAUGCCUGCCAAGUCUGGAUCAGUGGAUGCCGCGCCAAGUGAUGCAACUCCUGCAGUCCAAGAGUCACAUGAGAACGCCGCCAAACCAUUGAAGCAAGCGCAGCCAGGGAAAACAGAUGAUGAUGUUCUCUCCACCACAUCAAGUACGAAUACUCCCCGUGCAGCAGCCCGCAAGAGUGCUGCUGCUGGCUUCAGUUUCAGAUUGGAGCAGCGUGCUGAGAAGCGAAAGGAGUUCUUCCAAAAGCUUGAAGAGAAAAUCCAUGCAAAGGAGCUUGAACAAACAAAUUUGCAGGAAAAAUCCAAGGAGAGCCAAGAGGCUGAGAUCAAACUUCUGAGGAAGAGCCUGACAUUUAAAGCGACACCAAUGCCAAGCUUUUACAAGGAGCAGCCACCUAAAGUCGAGUUGAAAAAGAUUCCCCCAACACGUGCUAGAUCACCAAAGCUUGGGCGGCACAAGCCAACUACUUCUGCUACUGCUGCUUCUGCAGAUGGUUCUGUAUGUGAGAGCCCACGGAGCACAGCGAAUUCUGGCAAGGUAAAUGAAGUUGCGGAAAACAACAAACCUCGGGCUCCUGCAAGGAAACCUGUCCAGAGAUCAGUCACAAAACCUACGUCCCAAGUGUCUGGAACUGCUAAGGCUGACCCAAGGCCUGUGGUUACAAAACCGAAAACCUUAAACUCGAAACCUAAGGUUUCAAGGGCAAAGGUUGCGCAAGUACAAGACAACCCAGUUGAAGUCCCCCCUUCAGAACCUUCUGCUCCACAAGAGCUCACAGUCGAACAUGGUGUUGGAGAAGCAACAGGACCUGAUCUGGCUGCCCCAUUUGUCACUUCGAAUGAAGUCCCAGUCCAUGGUUGAUCUGCAUCAUUUUGCCUAUUCAUUUCCUUCUUGCAGUUCUGUGAAUAGUGAGGAUGUGUGCUUCAUUGAAAGUUGAAUCUCUCAAAAUUGUCGGGUCAUGGGGUUAUCGUUACCUCAGUAGACAUUCAUUUUUUUCAGCUUGUCAUUGAGCAUGCCAUGUAUAUUGCUUUGAUAUUUUGUCCAUGUUUACAUUUCCCAAUCUUGUGUAUAUUGGAUUUCUAUGUCGUUGGAUAUCCUAGGAUUAUUGCAAUACAUAAAUGCAACUUUGUGGAUUAUUUCGUGGUAUAAGAUCCUGUUACUU